GGCGGGAGCUGGUGGCUGGGAAGCCGGCGAUCGCGAGAUCCAGUGAUUACUUCCAGUGGAAAGAGAAGGAUGCCGCUCUUCUUCCGAAAAAGGAAACCCAGUGAGGAAGCUCGGAAACGUUUUGAGUACCAGAUGUGUCUGCACUAUACAAAACGUCAGAAACCGAUUGGCUUUGGGAAAGGGAACCCCCUCUAGCAAAAGGAGUACCACUGUGACCAGAUGUGGGACACCCAUAAACUGCAGCAUUCUGUGUCUGGAGACAGCCAGAGACCAGUGGGCUCCGUAAUAAAGCUUCAGGCAAAAGAAGCUGGUGCAGACGACAUUCUUGACAUAUCUAGAUGUGAGCUCUCAGAGAUUCCAUUUGGGGUUUUUUCAACAUGCAAAGUACUUCAGAAGAAGGUGUUGAUUGUUCAUACAAAUUGCCUCACUUCCUUGGUUCCCAAAUCUUGCAGCCUCCUGAGCCUUGGAACAAUCAAGGUUUUGGACCUUCAUGAUAACCAGCUAACAGCUCUUCCCGAUGCUCUUGGACAGCUAUCAUCUCUUCAGGUCUUGAAUGUUGAAAAAAAUCAGUUGAAAUGUUUACCACAGUCCAUCGGAGACCUGGUCCAGCUCCAGACCCUCAAUGUGAAAGAUAACAAACUGAAGGAUCUGCCCGAUACCUUGGGGGAACUUCGGAGCUUACGCACUCUUGACAUCAGUGAAAAUCUGAUACAGAGACUGCCCCAGAUGCUGGCUCAUGUCCGGACCUUGGAGACUCUGAGUCUCGAUGCUGCAUCCAUGGUCUAUCCACCUGAGGCUGUGUGUGGUAUGGGUAUGGAGGCCAUUCAGCAGUUUCUCUGCAAAGAAUGUGGGCUUGAGUACUACCCACCCUCCCAGUUCUUGCUCCCAGUGUUGGAAAGAGAUGGAGGAGAGACUUCGGUGGAUAGUACUGAUGGGCUAAUUUGCAGCUAUGUAAGGGAGGAAACUGAGUGGCAGAAUAAAUUCUUAGAUUAUGAGAAGAGAAAGGAACAGAAAAUGUUGGAGAAGUUAGAAUUUGAACGUCGCCUAGAAAUUGGGCAGCGGGAACACGCCCAGCUCCUCCAGCAAAGCAACAUUCAAAAGGAUGAGAUACUGCAGACAGUCAAAGAGGAACAGUUUCGGCUGGACAAGGGCUUGUGUGAGCAUCAGCGCUACUUGGAUGGAGAGCGUCAACGUCUGCAAGAACAACUGAAGCAAACAGAGCAGAGUAUCUCGAGCCGGAUUCAGAGGCUCCUUGAAGAUAAUCAGAGACAAAGGAAAAAUGCUGAAAUCUUGAAGUCACUCGAAAAUGAAAGGAUAAAGAUGGAGCAACUAAUGGCCAUAACCCAGGAGGAGACUGAGAAUCUACGCCAAAGAGAGAUUGCCUCUGCCAUGCAGCAGAUGUUGACAGAGAGCUGCAAGAACAGAUUCAUUCAAAUGACUUAUGAGUCUCAGAAGCAAAAUCUGGUCAAGCAAGCCUGUUCCAGCAUGGCCCAGAUGGAUGAGAGAUUCCAGCAGAUCCUGGCUUGGCAGCAGAUGGAUCAAAACAAAGCCAUCAGCCAGAUUUUGCAGGAGAGUGAAAUGCAGAAAGCUGCCUUUGAAGCUCUUCAAGUCAAAAAAGAUCUCAUGCACAGGCAGAUCAGAAACCAGAUUAAGUUAAUAGAAACUGAGUUAUUGCAGUUGACACAGCUGGAGUUAAAGAGGAAAGCCCUGGACACAGAGGCACUGCAGGAAAUGAUCUCAGAGCAGCGCCGGGCUCUCAGCUCCCUGCUGCAACAGCUACUCAAAGAGAAAAGCCAGCGAGAAGAGGAGCUACGAGGAAUCUUGCUAGAGAUGGAGGCCAAAAGUGAAACCACGCAGGAAAACUACUGGCUCAUUCAGUAUCAACGCCUUUUAAAUCAGAAGCCCUUGUCCCUAAAGCUCCAGGAAGAGGGCUUGGAGCAGCAGCUGGUGACCCUGCUGGUAGAGCUUUCAGCUGAACAUUAUCUGCCCAUCUUUGCUCACCAUCGAGUCUCGCUGGAUAUGCUGAGCCACAUGACCCCCGGUGACUUGGCCAAGAUGGGCAUUUCUGAAACUGGCCUGCAGCAUUCACUGAUCAGGAGAGCCCAGGAGCUGCUGGAUGGGGCUAAAACACUCCCAGAGUUACUGAAGUCUGUGGAAGGUGAGGCCCUGGAGGCCCUGGAACCUGCGUCUGCAGAAGAGCUUCCAGAGGCUGUGACUCCGACAGCCCCCCCGGCACAGCUGGAUGUGCGGGCUUCAGAGUGUGUAGUGUGUCUGGAGCGGGAGGCCCAGGUGAUUUUCCUCAACUGUGGUCACAUCUGCUGCUGUCAGUCCUGUUGCCAACCCCUUCGGACCUGCCCGCUGUGUCGGCAGAACAUCGUACAGUGUCUCCGCAUCUACCACAGUGGCUAAGCGAGGGAGGAGUCGGUUCCUAGAUCGCAGAAUGGCUCGCAGUUGUUCCCUGACUUACACCAGGAUAUUGGUGUACGGCUAGGGCGCCUUGCUUCUCUUUCCUCCGAUCCCCUGUCAGAGAUAGCACGUGGCCAUUUCCUCACAGCUCCUCUCCUCAGCAGCUGGGAGGAUGGGCUCUGAUCUCCAAGCACUUUUUUUCUUCCUGGGAUAAAUAAUUUGCUAAUUUAUAUAUGCUUCCCUCAUCACCAGGCCCACGAAGAGGCGGGUUAUACAGGGUGCUUCUAGAAACAGGAGUCAGAGGUUAGUGUUGGGAGAGGAGGAGGUGCUAGACUACUCUCAUCUCAGAACAGGAGCGGAAAACUUCCUUACACUUCCCACAAAGACAGAAGAAACAGCACCAGCUUGCUGUUCCCUUGCCUCUGCUAGCCACACAGGAGCUGAGGGAUGUUAGAACAGAUUUAGGAGGUCAAGAUUUUGGCCUACCGUGCCAUCAGAAACUUGGGACUUACUCCCCCUGGCUCUCGACAUGGACCAUUUUCUCAUAAGUUAGAAGCCCAGCCUUAGCAGAAUGUAGAAAAGAGUUGUCAGAGCCAGGGAGGGCUAAAGAUUCAGGGAAGGCAUGGAGGACCUCCGUAGGCAAGACUCCUGUCUGGUCUUGCCCAGAGGCAAAAGUGACAUCCUUUGUAUGUCUGGUUGUUUUUCCUUCAAAGAAUGCAGAGACCCAGUGAAGGCUUGGAGGGCCUCUGUGGUCAAGACUCCCAUCUGGUCUUGACCAGAUACAGAAAUGACACCCCGUUAUCUAUACACUUAACUGCUCAAUGUCUCCGCUUCAAAGGGAUGCUUUCCUAGGCACAGACAGUUGAACUGGGUGCUAAAGUGGACAGAACCUCUGGGUUGUGGGAUGACAGCCAUUCCUCAAAGUACAAGGUGCAGCAUUCGGCCCGGAAAGCCCAACCGGCUCUAUAUGAGGCUUGGGAACAGGGUUGCUCUUGGAAGAAGUACGUCUCUUUUGGAGAUCCAGCUCUGUGCAUCUUCUGUUUUAUUUGGGGUACAUCAAGGGGGUGGCUACCUACAUCGUGGACAGAGAAUGGGCAGGCAGUAGGGCCUGCACCUGGAGGGAAGCAAAUAAGGCACAACCAGCUAAUUCCAUCAUUCCCUGUGCAUUCUUUUCUUUUGCCCUGGUAGGUAGAAGGGCUGUGCUGUCCCUUGUAUCUCUGUUCCCCAGUGCAGUGCAUGAGCAGAGGCUGAGCUAUGAAGUCUCAAAACAAAUAAAUUUCCACCU
Messenger RNA from Dromiciops gliroides (monito del monte), 3691 nucleotides. RefSeq names its product leucine rich repeat and sterile alpha motif containing 1 (gene LRSAM1). NCBI's taxonomy places the organism in Eukaryota, Metazoa, Chordata, Mammalia, Microbiotheria, Microbiotheriidae. The transcript is spliced from 26 exons. Gene Ontology annotation, molecular function: ubiquitin-protein transferase activity; protein binding. The record is from RefSeq and is a predicted model, not a curated record. Bases 220 to 2409 code for a protein of 729 amino acids. Gene Ontology annotation, biological process: protein ubiquitination.